AUGCUGGAUGGCAAAGAAGAAGUGAAAGAUGAGACGAGCUGCUUCCGACCCACUGCGAUCAGACAUUCCUUUUUCCUGGCUGGUGCUUCUAGCGGCCUGAGUUACACCGUCCCCUCUACAGACCUCAAAAGCAGGCCCUAUUUUUCCUUAGACGUGAAGACGAAGUCUGCGGAGGGUCUGGUCUUCUAUAUUCCAGCUGAGCAAGAAAAGUAUCACCUGGCUCUUUAUGUUUCCAAGGGAAGAAUCCGCUUCUCGGUUGGCCGCCGUAGAGAAAUCUUUAACAGGGAGAAAUAUAACGAUGGAAAGUGGCACACGGUCACGGUAAGCCUGGAGAAGCGCCGUUUUCGACUGAUCAUCGAUGGCUUGAGGGCUCAGGACGGGUUGCUGAAUCCAGGAGAGAUCUCGUCUAUCCAGUUCAGCUCAGCCGUUUAUCUGGGUUCUCCUCCUCCAAACACACACACAGAUCUAAAGUGGAAGUUUCUUCCUGAGCAUGGUGUGGUCGGCUGUGUCCGCAAUUUAAAAAUGAACGGCUCAUCGAUGGCACCGCCAACAACAAACCACGGUGUGGGUCCAUGUUUCGAGGGACAGUCCGAGAGCGGGGCGUAUUUCUCAGGGCAGGGAGCUUAUGUUAUAAUUGAUGAGUCAUUUGUAAUAAGUCAGAAUUUCGAGCUUGUAAUCGAGUUGAGGCCCAGUAAGGAGAGCGGCCUUCUGCUGCAUGUCGGAGACUCCAACCAUCAUCUCACUGUGUUCAUAAGGAAAGGAGAGGUGGUGGCUCAGGUGAAUAACGGAGGAGGAGAAUUCAGCGUGUCUGUCAAACCGCAGGAGUCUCUAUGUGACGGGGUGUUUCACAAAAUCGCAGCUUCUCUGAGCAUCCAAACAGGUGGAAAUCAGAUGGAGCUAAAUCCGGACUAUGAGCGUCUCUCAGUCUCUCAGACACGACCGAUUACUCCUCCUCCCACCCUCACCGCUUCCAACCAAAAUUUAAAAGUGUGGAAACUUUUUGAA
Messenger RNA from Trichomycterus rosablanca, 1005 nucleotides. RefSeq names its product laminin subunit alpha-4-like. The record is from RefSeq and is a predicted model, not a curated record. The transcript has 8 exons. The annotation marks the transcript as partial. NCBI's taxonomy places the organism in Eukaryota, Metazoa, Chordata, Actinopteri, Siluriformes, Trichomycteridae.